UUUUGAACAGCGAAUCUACAGUGAAAUCAAACAUCUAGAGCAGCCAGGGAAGAAUUGUGUUAAUUGUGUUACCUACAAACAUGGCAAGCUUUCCACAAGGUCAGGGAUACGAGUUUCUCUGCUUUUGUAUCCCAUCCCCUCGCCAUUACGGCCAGGGUCAUUCAUGUCCCGACCACCUGACCUGACCGGCUCGGCAACAGCGUCCGGUAGGUAAACGUCAAUCCACUGCAUAUAAGAUGCAUACACACAUCAACCUACAUCUCUCUUCUGAUUCUUAGACAAGGGAGACUCAAAUUUAUUCCUAUUCCCAGAGAUAUUGCUGCCCAGGCCCUACUUCAGGAAAGAAUUCGGAUAGCGGGUAGAUAUUGAAUUGACCAGGGUAAUCCAGUUUUAUGAUAUAUACUAGCUAUCUUGCAUGGGUCCGGGCAUCAAUUUCUGAGAGAGAAGGAAAAAAAGAAAAACCAAAAAGCACAAGAAGAAAUAUUCACAGGCACCAUGGCACCCGGGCUACUCUACAUAACAAUGCAGCCGAGAGACGACCUCUCCCCGGCCAAAUUCCAUGACUGGUACAACAACGAGCACGGCCCAAGCCGCCUUCGUCUCCCCUUCAUCACGAACGGUUUCCGCUUCCGCGCCACAGACACUGUGAAUGGCUCGUCCAGCUCGAGCCACCCAUUAUCCCCUGAAUGGCUUGCCAUCUACGACGUCACGGACAUGGCCGAGUUAAAGUGUGAGCCUUACCUGCGGCUGCGCCGUGACGAGAUCAAGAGCAAGCGCGAAAAGGAAGUGAUGGCGAAGAUCACGAUUGAUAGACGGUUGUAUGACUUUGUUGAGAGCAAGGAGGUGGAGGGGUAUGUGCCCCUGGAUGCAUUGACAGAGGGAGAAGCGGAGGCUGAGGCAGAGGGAAAGAAAAACAAAAGGGUUCUCGUGGCAAUUAUCCAGACCCUGUACCCGGACCAGGAAGAGGAGUUCAACAAAUGGUACCGCGAGGAACAUCUACCUCUCCUCUCCAGGGUGCCCGGGUGGCUGCGGACAAGACGCUUCGUGAGCUCCGCCGUCGAACCCACGGCGGUCAGAGAAUAUCUCUCAUUACACGAGUAUGAGUCCCACGAUGGACCCAGCGGGCCUGAGUUAAAAGCUGUAAACGCUACCCCCUGGCGCGAACGGGUUAUGGCAAACAUGGUCAAGGACCGCUCUAGACGAGUUUACGAACACUACUACACCUUUACCGCCGCGCCGCGGGAUCUAGCAUCUCUCUCUGCCGAGACAGAAAAGGGAGCGACUACCCCCUUCCUAGCCCCGGAUGGCCUUACUAAAACCUUCCCCACGUCAUCAACAUCCUCCUCCUCCGAACCCGCCGUCCCCGCCAUCCAAUCAUACAUCAAGACACCGGACGGCGUCACCCUCCCCUACCGCCUCGAAGGCUCCACAAACCCUAACGCGCCCCUCAUCAUCCUCAGCAACAGCAUCCUAACCCACUACAGAAUCUGGGACGACUUCAUCGCCACCUUCUUCUCCCCCUCCUCCUCUUUUUACCCUUCCAACCGCCAGUACAGAAUCCUCCGCUACCUCACCCGCGGUCGCUCAUCCAACUGCGGCCAGCAACCAAUAACGCUCGACGUGCUGGCCGCAGAUAUAAUAACCAUCCUCGACGCCCUGCGUGUGCCCAAAGCCGCUGCCCUCAUCGGCGUGAGCCUCGGCGGUGCGACGGUGCUGAACACCGCGCUGAAAUACCCUGAGCGUGUGGGGACGUUCAUCGCCUGUGACACGAACGCGAAGAGUCCUGAUGAGAAUAGCAAGGUGUGGGCGGAGAGGAUUGCGCUGGCGGAGGCGGAGGGGGCGCUGGCGGCGUAUACGGAUGAGCCGAUUGUUGGGGGGCAGUUGGCAGAGGUCACCGUCCGCAGAUGGUUUGUUAGGGGGGGAACUUGUGAUGGAGGAAAGGGGGAGUUGGAGGGAAGGUUUCGGCGGGUUAAGGAGAUGGUUAAGGACAAUAGUUUGGGGGGGUUUAGGAGGGUUGCGGAGGCUUUAUUUCAGUAUGAUCUGCGGGAGGAAAUGGGGAGGUAUAGAGGGGCAAAGGGGGCAUUUUUGGUCGGGGAUGAGGAUGGGGUGUUGCCUAAGACUAUGAGGGAAAUGGUUGGGAUGAUGGGGAGGGGUGAUGCCAGGAAGGAGUCAGAGCCAGCGGCGGAGUUUUUGGUGGUGGAGGGCGCGGGGCACUUGCCGAUGGUGGAGAAGCCGGAGAGGUUUGAGGAGUUGGUUAGUGGGUUUCUGGGGCAGAGAGAGGUAGGUAGGUAAAUUAAUAAAUAGGCGAAGAUGAAGAUAGGGGAAUACCCCUGGAUUAUGGUAUUUCUUUUUUUUUUUUUUUUUUUUUUUUUUUUUUUUUUUUUUUUUUAAUAGGCCAGGGAUCUUUCAUGAUAUAAUCCUAUUGAUGCAUCAUGGUUUAUUAUUUUGAUGACUCUCUCAACCUCUUGAGUUGAGUCUCUUCUAAUAUCCUCAACCGUCUAUUGCUAUGCAGCGUGGUAGAGAACGUCUGGCAGAAAGAACAAAAGUCGAAUUCACUCACUGUCGUUGUCUAAUAGCAGUUCGGUCGUGUUUGUAUCGGGAUCAGGGCGCAUGCGCAUAUAAACAAAUCUACCCCCUCUUUUUCAAUGAACUCUUGAAAGAUAGGAAGAAAACCACAAAGGAGCAAGAUAAUGCUAAAAUAUUUCACCUGUAAAAUGGAAAGCCAUACAAAAAACGACAAGAAAAAAGAAAAGCUAUUAGUUUUACAGAACAGCAGUAAAACAACGAUUAGACGCACAAACAGACAAAAACAAUAAAACAAAGAAGAACCCCAGCGCCGGUUUAUUUGAUUUAUAUCAUCUCGUUUCAAAUCAAUACUCCCAUAUCAAUCCCCUC
Messenger RNA from Blastomyces gilchristii SLH14081, 2895 nucleotides. Its product is annotated as alpha/beta hydrolase. NCBI's taxonomy places the organism in Eukaryota, Fungi, Ascomycota, Eurotiomycetes, Onygenales, Ajellomycetaceae. The coding region runs from base 496 to 2292 and encodes 598 amino acids. The record is from RefSeq and is a predicted model, not a curated record. The transcript has a single exon.